AUGGUGAAUUACGUGCUCAAAAUCACAGCUGAUCUCGAGAAUCUCACAAAUCUUCAGCCCUCCGGUGGCUGCGAGGACUCCAACUUCCCUUAUCUGUUCAAGUUGAAAUGUGAAAGAUGCGGAGAGGUGACACAGAAAGAAACAUGUGUGACUUUGAAUGAGACAUUUACUCCUCCUGGAGGUAGGGGGACUUGUCAUCUUGUUCAGAAGUGUAAGUUCUGUGGAAGGGAAGGGAAUGUGACAAUGAUUCCUGGAAAAGGCCGACCUUUAACUCUGGAAGACUCCGAGGCUGGAGAACAUGCUCCUCUUAUGGUCUUUGACUGUCGGGGCUACGAACCCAUCGACUUCGGAUUUGGUGGAUUUUGGAAAGCUGAAGCUGCUGAAUCUGGAACCAAAUUUGAUGAGAUUGAUUUGUCGAGUGGAGAGGAAUUUACAGAGUACGAUGAGAAGGGUGAGUGUCCGGUGAUGAUAUCAAACUUCCGUGCAAGUUUCAGCGUCACCAAGUAA
This is a messenger RNA of Microthlaspi erraticum, 507 nucleotides long. NCBI's taxonomy places the organism in Eukaryota, Viridiplantae, Streptophyta, Magnoliopsida, Brassicales, Brassicaceae. The record is from the annotation of a GenBank genome assembly.